This is a messenger RNA of Nicotiana tabacum (common tobacco), 1471 nucleotides long. RefSeq names its product 3'(2'),5'-bisphosphate nucleotidase 1. Gene Ontology annotation, molecular function: 3'(2'),5'-bisphosphate nucleotidase activity. The record is from RefSeq and is a predicted model, not a curated record. Gene Ontology annotation, biological process: sulfate assimilation; phosphatidylinositol phosphate biosynthetic process. NCBI's taxonomy places the organism in Eukaryota, Viridiplantae, Streptophyta, Magnoliopsida, Solanales, Solanaceae.
CAAAUGUAAGCCCCAUUUGUCCAUUUGCCACCAACUCCAAGAAUUGGACAUGGCUACUUUCGCAGUGUCAUCUGGGACUAUAAAUCCUUUAACACGAACCCUGCCAUUAGCAAAAAAUACGAAACCCCUUUCCCUUUUCUCCCUUUCUAUUUCCCUCUCUCUCAAAGCAUCUAAAACUCCUCUAAGGGCUUCUUCAAUGUCUUACGAUAAACAACUUGCUGCUGCCAAGAAAGCUGCUUCCCUCGCUGUUCGCCUUUGCCAAAAAGUCCAAAAAGCACUGUUGCAAGCAGAUGUUCAAUCGAAGUCUGACAAAUCUCCUGUGACAGUGGCUGAUUAUGGCUCACAGGCCGUGGUUAGCGUUGUUUUGCAGAAAGAGUUGGAUUCUGCAUCAUUUUCAUUAGUGGCUGAGGAGGACUCUGGAGACCUUCGUAAAGAAGAGGGAAAAGAAACAUUACAGCGUAUCAUGAAGCUUGUCAAUGAAACACUUGCUAGUGAUGAAACAUAUGGUAAUGCUCCAUUAUCUGAAGAAGAUGUGCUUGCUGCCAUUGAUAGUGGUAGAUCUGAAGGGGGUCCUUCUGGUCAGCAUUGGGUGUUGGAUCCUAUUGAUGGUACUAAAGGGUUUGUAAGGGGAGACCAAUAUGCAAUUGCAUUGGCACUGCUAGAUGAAGGGAAGGCGGUUUUGGGCGUCCUAGCCUGUCCAAAUCUUCCAUUAUCUUCUGUGGCAUCCCACAAUCCACAGGAUCCUCAAGAAAAAGUUGGUUGCCUCUUUUAUGCCCAAGUUGGUUCUGGAACUUACAUGCAGUCUCUUGAUGGAUCUACGCCGAUAAAGGUGCAUGUAACUGAUUUAGACAAUCCCGAAGAUGCAUCUUUUUUUGAAUCUUUUGAAGCAGCACAUUCUUUGCAUGACCUAUCUAGUUCGAUAGCAAAGAAACUUGGUGUCAAAGCGCCUCCAGUUCGAAUAGAUAGCCAGGCAAAGUAUGGUGCUUUGUCCCGUGGAGAUGGAGCAAUAUAUCUGCGGUUUCCUCAUAAGGGCUACCGUGAGAAAAUAUGGGAUCAUGCAGCGGGAUAUCUUGUUGUUGCAGAAGCUGGAGGUGUUGUCUCAGAUGCUGCAGGAAACACUUUGGACUUCUCCAGGGGAAGAUACCUUGAUUUACAUGAAGGCAUUAUCGUUACGAAUCAAAAGCUGAUGCCUGCUCUCCUAAAGGCUGUUAAGGAGUCUUUGAACGAGAAAUCUUCGUCCUUAUAAUAAUGAUUAAACCAAUAAGCGUAAACUGCAGCUAUCUUCGUGUACAUGUACACAACUUUUGUGCACGGAAUGGUACCUGCAGCGGCUCAUUUUUCACCUGUUUGCUUACUUUUACACAUUUCAUUCUGGUAUUACUUUAGCUCUUCAAUUGUUAUGUCAACUCAGCUUGAUGAAUUUCAUUCCUUUUUUUUUUCCUGAAUGUAAUUUGUGUUGUUUGUCGUUAAA